This is a messenger RNA of Aspergillus ochraceoroseus IBT 24754, 2427 nucleotides long. RefSeq names its product nitrogen permease regulating protein NPR2. The transcript has 6 exons. Gene Ontology annotation, cellular component: vacuolar membrane; GATOR1 complex. Bases 1 to 2427 code for a protein of 808 amino acids. Lineage: Eukaryota; Fungi; Ascomycota; Eurotiomycetes; Eurotiales; Aspergillaceae. Gene Ontology annotation, biological process: negative regulation of TORC1 signaling; positive regulation of autophagy. The record is from RefSeq and is a predicted model, not a curated record. Gene Ontology annotation, molecular function: GTPase activator activity.
AUGCACAAACCUACUCUUGCUCAGAUUGUGCAUCGAGCAACAUUUCCGCGUCAGCGUUCUAGCGAUCCAGCAACAUUCGCUGCCCAUAUUGCUCUCAACCUGGUCCCUGAAGUUCGCAUAGAAACGUCGACCUUCUAUGGAUCGCUAGAUUGCGUUGAAGCUCAAUAUCCGGGUCUUGACUAUUCCUAUGGCCCACACCGCAUGAGACUGAGCCGGUUUCCUUGGCACCACAAGUUAUUCAAAGUCUUCGAUGAACUUCGUUUAUCAGAGGAGGAAAUAGGCUCCUUAUGUCGCUGGGAGGGCACCAAGUCCGCACGCCAGCGCUACGAGAAGGAGGAGCGUGUGAAAGUACGAGAUACAACCGCCGAUGCAAUUCGACCCGCAUCGCCUUCGCCGCUUCCUUCUGUCAUAAUUCAUUGUGAGGACGGCCCGGAGCCUGUCCGAGAGUCGGAAGAUAAGACAGCCACAUGCGAGAAAGUGGAUAUCAUGAGCGAUAGAAUUGAUGAUCGGGGGGUUGACUGCGAGUUGCAGCAUAGACAAGGGGAAGAGUCAAGCGACGACGAAAUAGAAAGCUGUGGAGUGGAACUAAACCAUCGUCUUCUUGCUGCAACUGCCGCACGAGAACGAGGGGCCAACGUACCAUUGGAUGCGGACUGGGAGCAGUGGCUCAAGGAGGCCGGCGAGCGUGGGAGCUACACAGACGUCCUCAAUGCAAUCCGACGAGGCCAACCGUUGAAUUAUUUGUACGACAUCCCUGCCUCCAUGCCUCAUACACGCACAGCUUCCCUUCGACAGCCUGCCUCGUUCCCUGAGCCAUUCCUCCUGCCCACGUCCAAAUUUGACACUCAGGAAGGGCCCAAGGUCGUUCACCAAGUCCCCGAUGGAGCGAUUGUCCCUUCCACCACCGCCCCCGCACAACCAGUUUUCCUAACCUUCUCCGACAUAUCGUUCUUCGUGAUCCCUCGCCAGGAGCUCUGUGGAAACCUGAUUCAAGUGUGCACGAAUGGAUAUCGUAUCCUAGGCUAUCCUAUUUGCAUGAAGUCUCCCCGGUACGACCGCAAUGAAUUUAUCUUCAAUUUCUGUCUGGUGCUGGCGGAGGAAGAAGACUUCAGCAGCUAUAAGAGCGUUGUCCAAAAGCUGGCAGAUUUGAUGCAUGGACUGGAAGAACAGAGCGGGUUCUUGUCCAGGGACCACUCCAAGAGUGGUGAGGGAAAGGUAUAUAGCUUGUGUGAGACGCUGAUGGAGGACUUGAAUAACUAUUGCGAGUGCAUGAUUCCCAUUGAUGAACUCAACACUUUGAAUAUCAAGCUUUUCCCCGUUUAUCCCACCCCUCCGUCCGUCCGCGCCUGGCAGGUGCCUUUAUUCACAGUACGUUAUCAAGCCUUCAUGGAUGAGAACUGGGAUCUGACAAUGCAACGUAUCGUCCCACAUAUCAAUGGCGUCAAUAGCAUUCGAAUCAUCUCCGCCCUGGCCGACUCGGAUUUCUCACUCACUUGCCGGGCGAUCCGACAUCUUCUCUAUUACGGCUGUCUGUUUCUCCUCGAUAUCUUUUCAUUCUCUGCCAUUUACGCCCCCACGGCGCUAUUCAGUUCUACCAUUGCUGCCGAUGAAGCGAUGCAGCAAGAAUGCGCUCGUUAUGUCAAUACGCUCUCUGCCUCCCCAACGACUGCAUCUACUGCUCUCUCCCCAACCGCUUCUGCCAUUUUCCCUUCUCAUUUUGAUAAAAACGAUUAUGUCUGGCCCCCCGUCGGGGACUUGAAUCCCGGCACCGGUAUCAAUGACAUCGCAGCCAACACAACGGGAAGCCUCAGUUCUGCCCCAAGCCCCAGCCCAGCUACUACCAACAAUAUGAUACCUCCCGUUGGCAGCACCGGAACUGCUUCCAUGGAACACUCCUAUACUGAACGGGACGUAGUUGACGGCGUAGGUAUCGUGGAGUUGUACGCCAGUCUGAAGCAAGGCCAGAGCGUCAAGCAAUGGUACAUACAACAUAGCCGUCAACUCACUCACAUUGAUAUCCGCCGCUUUAUCACAUUCGGUAUUAUCAAAGGAUUUCUUUACCGUGUGCACAAAUACGCCAUUGCAACUGGUAUGCCUGCUCCACAGCUGAAGUCAGGUGCUACAACACCGCGUUCCCACCACCGGCUGUCUAUCCCCAGUGUAGCCUCGUCCAGGGGCUCGGGGACCCGGGCUAAUAGCCCCUAUGCAUCAAGUGCUGGUGAUGAGCCUGCGCCAAUUGCGCAGCAUCAGCAUCAGCAUCACCAGGAUGAAGACGAUGAUGAUUAUAUCGAUGAUAAGGUCUUGUCUAAGUAUUUGGACGGGAUGCACUGCUUUGAUCAGAUUUGUACGGAGUUGGAAAUAAGUGAGAAGGAGCUGACAACGAGAUUGAAACGGUAUCCGGGAGAGGUUUUGAUUAUACACCGCUAA